Messenger RNA from Neohortaea acidophila, 1796 nucleotides. RefSeq lists its product as uncharacterized. The record is from RefSeq and is a predicted model, not a curated record. Gene Ontology annotation, molecular function: protein phosphatase regulator activity. Gene Ontology annotation, biological process: protein dephosphorylation. Gene Ontology annotation, cellular component: protein phosphatase 4 complex; nucleus; cytoplasm. NCBI's taxonomy places the organism in Eukaryota, Fungi, Ascomycota, Dothideomycetes, Mycosphaerellales, Teratosphaeriaceae. The transcript is spliced from 3 exons. Bases 21 to 1601 code for a protein of 526 amino acids.
GCACGGAUGCACGCGCCAACAUGAUGUCGAGUGAAGCCAUCUUGGAGGGCGCGGCUCGGGAUGGCUCCAUCGACGUCGCCGAGUGGCCUCGCGUGUUGGAAGCGCUCCUCCAACGCCUGCACGAUAUUGUGCACAACGAUUUCCCUAUUCCUUCCAUCCCACUGCCCCAAUCGCAGCCGCCAACGAUAGAUCCCGAAGUCGUGGCAUCCACGCCCCCCAACUCUGGACACGAUGACCGCGAGGAGCGAGAGGGGGAACUGCCUGAUGCAGAGCAGGAGAACGAGGCACAUACGAACAGCCAGAGUAGUACGAAAGAGAACGACGCGCCGACAGACAUUGCAGCUGGCAGGCCGUCAAUAUCACGGCCGCAACGCGAUCAUGCAGAGGACGCGGUGCAGCGUGCGGACAGCGUUGAAGCGCAAUCAGGCACGCUACCCCCGGAUCUCCUCAGUUUAUACACGGUUCUGCGACAUACGCUCGAGCGCGACUUCCAACAUAGCCCUCCGUACACGAUCCAACGGCUGGCGGAACUGGCGCUCCAUCCUAAACGACACUAUCGCUUUCUUCCCUCUUUCCUGCGAGCUCUUGAUCGUGUGGUCAACGUCAGCUCUCCCGUCACCGACUUUCCUCUAUCGACUGCGCAUCUCACCACUCAUGGCCUCCUCACGAACGGCGACACGAACAUGGCGAACGGCAUCACGGAGGGUCACGGACUGGGAAGUGACGAGAGUCUGGGAGGCGCACUGCUGACUCCGAUCCCAUGGCUUAGGAACAACUCGUUCCCACACACUGCUGCCAAUGGGGCGUCGAACUCUGGAGAGCUCCGCAACCACGGCGGAGAGGAAGGACUCCACGGGUCGGGUGGCACCGACACCGUUUCCGUCAACAGCAACGGAGUAACGACAUCGUUAAUGAACGGAUUGCACCCUUCUCCGGCAUCUCCAACCCUGUCCGACCAAUCAGACGCCAGCUCCUCUACCUCCUCCGGUACCAUGGAAGCCCAGCUCCGCGAGCAGGGCGGCGUAACACAAGGCGAACUCCUCCGCCAAGAGCAAGAAGCCGGCGUCGUCCCUUUAACUCAGAUCCCCCCUCGACGCGCCAUCUUCACCACCAGUGGAGCAGGCGUAGCAGCUGGAGGCAGUGAUGGAUCCGUCAGCGCACGGCCAACAACAGCCAUGGAGUCGGUGGAAGAGGGCGCGGACGAGCUCCCGCACGCCCGAGGCCCAGAGCUCAUCGGGCCUGAAGACAUGGGGCCACAGCAUCACGCUUUCGACGGCGGAUUGGAUUUGGAAGCUGCGGUCGGCAGGGGACGUAGCAAGUCUCCGCAACCUCCUCCGCAAGCCAUUCCGGCCUCGGAAGCUGAGGCGGCUGCGCAGGCUGCGAGUGAGGAUCCCGCGGGGCGACCUGGGGUUGAUCCGGGAGAUGUGGAAAAGGAGGUGGAGAAGCUGAGGGAAGUGAUGGAUGCUGAGAGGCAGGCGGCGGCGGCGAGGGAUGCGGAUGGCGAUGUGGUUGUUGCUGAUGCGGAUGGGAGGGAGGUGGAGGAGAAGGAGAUCACGGGGGACUUGAGGGGUGCGGAUGCUGUUGAUGCUACGACUUUAUGAAUGGAGGUGUUGAGAAAGGAGGAAGCAGGCCGUGGAAUGGAAUUCCUACCACAUGUAGCCUUGAGUGAAUACUGGACACGUGCUGGCCAGUAUGCAGCUUCGGAAGGUGCAUCAGACACACUUUCCGAAUGAAACGAGUGUGCAUGGUCAUUAUCAUGCUCAGUCUACAGACCACACGACUCAAAGACGUAAGAC